AUGCAGUCCGAUAAACAUUGGAAGGCACUGUGCGCGGCGCGUAAACAGCAGCAGCUAAACGCGAUCCCAAAUGCAUGGACAAUCAAUCCUCCACCAGACCAGCGCCGCAACGUGCUUGACGUCCCCAGAACCUGCGGCCUGCUAACCCCGCGCGAACUCGAGAUCACUGAUACGGUCGACGUCGACACCAUUCUCGUGAAGCUUCGCACAUGCCAGUGGACCUCGGUCGAGGUCACCACCGCGUUUUACAAGCGUGCCAUCAUCGCACAACAACUCACCAACUGCUUAACCGAGAUUUUUGUUGACCGAGCGCUCGCUCGUGCACAAGAAGUCGACGACUAUCUCAAGACCCACGGAAAGCCCAUCGGUCCCUUGCACGGCUUGCCAAUCUCGCUUAAGGACCAAUUCUGCCUCAAAGGCAUGGAGACCAUCAUGGGCUAUGCAGGCUGGAUAGGUCGCAUCUCCCAGUUCGACAGCGUCCUGGUCGAGAUCCUCUACGACUGCGGCGCCGUCCCUUUCGUGCGCACAAACGUCCCACAAACGCUCCAAUGGGGCGAGACCUUUAACCACGUCUUCGGCCGGACGACCAACCCCUACAACCGCUACAUGACCCCUGGCGGCUCCUCGGGCGGCGAAGGCGCGCUCCUCGCAAUGCGAGGCAGUCCUCUAGGCGUAGGCACCGACAUCGGCGGGUCUCUCCGUAUCCCGAGCGCGUUCUGCGGCCUGUACACCAUCCGCCCGUCGUAUGAGCGCCUGCCGUACUGUAAUGCCGUGAACUCCCAAGAGGGCCAGGAGAGCGUCUCGUCCGUGCUCGGCCCAAUGGCCAACUCCCUCUCCGGCGUCAAGAUAUUCGUCAAAGCUAUCAUCGACGCCCGCCCGUGGCGCAAAGACCCCCUCUGCAUUCGCAAGGAAUGGUCAGAGCGUGAAUACGCGCUGGGCGACCACGGCGGGCGCGGAGCCAAGAUGUGUUUUGCGCUCAUGUGGGACAACGGGGUCAUUAAGCCGCAUCCCCCGCUCUUUCGCGCGCUCGACAUGACCAAGAAGGCGUUAGAGGCAGCGGGGCAUACCGUGAUUGACUGGGAAAACCACCGGCACCUGGAGAUCUACAGGAACGGCGUGAGCAUCCUCAACGCGGACGACGGCCACGACUACCACACCGAUUGCGCGCUCUCCGGCGAGCCGCUCAUCCAGACGAUGAGCCAGACGACGGACGCGCAUAAGUACGCGCUCGACGAGCCCCUGGCAAAGUCAAUCCUGGGCGAGACCAGGCAUCUCUCCGCGUAUGAGCUAUGGCAGCUACACAGGGAGAAACGUGCGCUCCGCAAAUCCCAUCUCGACCAUUGGGAGGCCACGGUGUCGCGCACGGGGACGGGGCGGCCGAUUGACGCGAUCAUAAGCCCGGCCGUUGGUUACCCCGCAUGUCCCCACGGCUGUAACUCAGACGACUUCUACACAGCCUUGUGCAACUACCUCGACUACACCGCGUCCGUCUUCUCCGUUACCGCCGUCGAUAAGACUGUGGACCAUCCUGCGCCUCCGCACGAGUUCAGGAACCACGAGGACGAAGCGGUGUAUAAGAUGUACGACCCGGAGCUGUUUGACGGCCUGCCGAUUGGCCUGCAGCUUAUCGGCCGGACCCAAGAGGAAGAGGGCGUGAUAGCUAUGACGGAGGUAGUAGUCGAGGCGCUGGAAGCAUGCAAGAGAAAAUAAGAAGUCACCUCACUAUCGAGUGCAUCACUUCGUACCGGCAGCAGUAAUACUGCCAGCUUGGAUGGUGACGACACACUCUCGUUCAGCCUUCCAGGUACAGUGAGGUCAUCAGGAUACAUGCUGCGGCGCCCUCGGUGUAUCGACAUUCCCAGUCUCUACCGUAGGAUGUAUGUAUAUAUGACAGGCUCUAGACUGCACGAUCCGAAUGAAUCUGUAUCAUCACAUUGCCCACUAUCACAUUGCC
This is a messenger RNA of Dichomitus squalens LYAD-421 SS1, 1954 nucleotides long. Its product is annotated as general amidase. Lineage: Eukaryota; Fungi; Basidiomycota; Agaricomycetes; Polyporales; Polyporaceae. The record is from RefSeq and is a predicted model, not a curated record. Bases 1 to 1710 code for a protein of 569 amino acids. The transcript is spliced from 11 exons.